CGUCACUCCGUCCAGUCCAUUGACCGCUCUCUAGGCCCCACGCAAAAGCAUCCUCAAGACUCACAACCGUCUCAGUCAAGAAUCCGCUACAGCAUCUUUUAGCAUCGACUCUCAAAAUGUGACCCUCUCGAUGGACACUACAGAGAUCAUCAAGCCGUCUCGCAAGAGUCUCGCCCGGCGUGUCAGCUUCGCGAGCCAUGCUCAUGUCAGGUUAUUCGAGAAGAGCAAGAAGAACGCCCGCAAAUCUCAACUCGAGGACGAGGACGAUGAGGAAGAAGAGGAAGAAGAGUGGGAAGAAGAACGACAGAAGAAGACCACGCGACGAAGGUCGUCUACAGGUUUCCCCACCGAACCAGAGAACUUUGGCGAAGGCGAGCAGUCUAUGGAGUUGGACGAAGAUGACACAGCCCCUAUGCCACAGAAUUUCCUCGAUGGCCCGGCUUUAGACGAGGAACAGCCCGAGUUUGAUGACGAAGGGGACUAUGAGGACAUGGAUGUCACACAGGCGAUUCCGAGGCAAGCGUUGGGGGCGCGCAAGUCUUCUCUCGGGUUUGGAAGGGAGAGCUUGGCAUCCGGGCGAGAAAGUCUUGCAGGUUCAUCGAGCGGGCGACGUUCAAGUAUCGUGACUUCUUCACAGAACCUUGGCGAGAACCAACCCUACCAACCCCGUCAGCUAGCUGUGCGCGAAGAACCCGAUGAAGAUGAGGACGAUGACACUCAGCAGUUCAAUCGCUUCGACCAGGAAAACGACACUAUCCGCCGCGCUCGGUUUGCAGAUCCUGAAGAGAAUAACACCGUUAUGACGCAGUCCGACAUGGACGUGACCACUACAUCUAUAGACCCUACGACUUCGUCCAAUGGUGACAGCACCGGCCAGCCUAUGGAGUUUACAAUUCCAAUCCUCCGCCCGCCUCCUCCACCUGACGAGGCUUGGCUCAAGCUGCGUGCCAUGACGCAUUCUGGCACCGAGCCUUACGAGGAACCCGAGAUGGAGCCUCUCGACGACCCUGAAGCCAACGUCAUCGUACAGUCAGAGCCAUACUGGGACGAGGAUGGUGCACAGCUCAAACACCAUGUUCUUGAAGCGAGGCUCGGAAAUGAGAGCUAUCAGGAAGAACCUUCGGGUGAAGCGAAAGGCGGGCAGGAGGACGGGUCUCUAGACGAGUCGGGAAUGGAUCUGACGGUUGCACUGUCGCGUCUGGCGAAGGCGCGUUCAUCCCUUGGCCUGCCACCGCUGCAGGAGGGUGACACACAGAGCUUCUCGUUUGCUCAAGAUGGCAUGAACGACACGUUCACCAGCACGGAAGAUAGCUUUGGAGAUGUCUCUCUAGAUGGUAAUCAAACUCUGAACCUGACCAAAAUUCGCAUGAGUCUUGGUGGUGCACAGAAUUUGGGGUAUGAUGAACCACUACCUCCGCCUCCGUCUCAGCAGCAACAAGCAGCGGAGCAGUCAAAUGUAGAACCACCUGCGCUACCGCUGCAAGCUCGAACCGAGGAGACGCGGUCCGCUUUGCCGUCGUCCUCUGUGCCACCAUCUGUGUUCUCAGCUGGACCCUCUGUCUUCAGUGCACCUGCACCGAAGUUAACGUCUCUUCCGCAGGUUGUCGCCCCACCUCCUGUUUUCACGUUAUCUACGACACCCCCGCAAGGCAACUCGACCCAAUCCUCUUCUCAAUCUACGCCUACUCCCGCCCCUUCUACCAUUUCUGCUAAGCCGUCACAAAUUCCAAAAUCUCCGGCAAAGCAGCCCUUGACUGUCCCCAAGCCCUUCACUUUCAGCGUCCCUUCACGCAUCACCAACGACACACCUCCUAAGGCGACACCUAAACCGCCCUCCUCGCCAUCCAAACUCCCUGUCUUUCGCGGAACUGCAGCUUUCGCUCCACACACUGUGCCCAAAUCCCCGCGUAAACGCCCAGUGCCUGAAGACCUUGUUACAGACCUAGACGUCGAUGCUCCCAGUCCUGCGAAGAAACAAGUAGUGGAAAAGUUGGGUGAGACCCAACCGCGGCCGCAGCCCGUACCCGCGCAGGGUGAACAAAACCAGAACCGGAGGGCAAGUGCGAGCGCGGCGAGGCGUCCUUCGGGGUACUUCGCGCAGAGGAGAAGUUUGGGUCCGGCUGCUAGUGUACCGCCAUUCCAAACCAAUCCUGAGGCGUCGAGUUUGUCGAAGAGUAUCUCUGUGCCCUCGGUGGCUAGCCAACCUGUUGCCUUGCAGAUGGCAAGCGUAGACAUGAAUGAGGAUCGCGCCACGCCUCAACCGGCCGAAGAUGAGCAGCCGGAACGGCUCUACCCAGACCUGUCCACUAUCCAGGAGGAAUCGACGCAGAAGACCAACCUCACACUUCCUCGCACGCGCACACCGAGUCCUGAUGAGGUCCCGUCAUCAAAUCCCGCGAGUCCCAGCAGGAAGGACAAAGCGGAUGGUGAAGAGGGUAAGGAAUGCGAACGCGAGGCUCGUCGCCAGGCAAUUGCUACGCCAAGCCCGACGCGCGGCUCGCCGUCGCCCUUCAUGGUUCGUGCUGCCUCGCCUGCACACCAGCAGCAGCAGCAGCAGCAGCAAAGGAGGCCAUCGACAUUACCUGCUCCUAGACCUUCUAUCUUCGGGCAGCGAAGGCAAUCUGUUGCCGCGCCCCCACUCAGGCCCGCGUCCCCCGUCGUGGUGCCAUCCGCAGACAAUGUAGGCAUAAAGGAGAAAGAGAAAGCACCGACAAAGACUCUAAGCUUUGCGGAGGAGGAUGAGCCGGUACCGACUGACAGGCCAAUGGAUAUCGACGGAGUGGAGGUGACCCAGCAAUGGCUGCAGGGCGUCGAAGAUAACUCUGAGAGCGAGGAGCCUACGAUUUCCAUCGAGCAGUUCUUCCAGAUGACCGGCAUCCGGUUCAUGGACGAGAUUACCGCCCCGCGGCGAUCGACAAUCCAUCCCGCGCAUCUGCGUACGCGCAACCGGCGGCGAUCAUUGACCUCUUCGCACUCAGAAGAGGCGGAGCCAAUUGCGCUUGCCGAGUACAUGGCCGCGAUGUCCAUAGAGGUGCCACAGCUUGAGCUGUACGGCGUACUCUCGGAGGACCUCACCGGCUGGAUCGACGAAAGCAAGAAGAUCUGCAAGCAGGCGGAGGAAGACGUACUCAGGAUGACGCCCGCGCUGUUCGCAGAGUUUGCGCUCGCGGAUGAGGUAGAAAAGCAGGACCUCCUACACCAACUCAAAAUCAUCAAAGCGAACUGUGUCGGCAGUGCGAAAUCGCAGUGGUACGACUGGAAGAGCGAGUGGGUCGACCGGCUGCUCGAGUCCGCUGAAGAGGCGUUUGGCGGCCUCGAGAGCGACGCCAAAUUCCUGGAAGGGAUUACCAACGAAGCACAGGACAUAUUACCCUCGUUGCGUGCCGAGUACGCGCAGGUCAUGGAAGAGCUUGAGAAGGAGGAAACAGCCGUUGCUGAACUUGAGAAGUCCGACAAGGAAUAUCUCAACGAGCUCAAAGUGUCUAUCGCUGAGCAAGACACGGAGAUCCAGUCGUUCAAGGCGAAUGUCUCAGAGGCCGAAACCAAGCUUCAGCGGCUGCAGGAGAGGCUGGAUGAAAUCGAAGCGCAGAAGAAGGAAACCAAUGCUGCCAUAGCUGAGGCCCAGCGUGUUAUCCAGGUCAAAACCGAGAGUAACAGCUCCGAGGUUUCCCGUCUUAAAGUCGAGCUCGAGACUUUAGAAGACCUCCAUUCGUGGCGCGUAACCAAGAUUAGCCCGGACCUAUUCGAGUUCCUCUACGCCACACGGUACCACGUCACCGUUCCGUGCGUCAAUUUUCGCCCUGAGUUCGACAAGACCAUCGUGGUACAAACGGCAGAAUCUAAGCUCAAGGAGCGCGACCCGUUCCUGGCGUUUACGCAGCUCAUGAUCGCGAACGCGCGACACGUGCUCAUGGCACAGAAGGGCAAGACGAAGCUGUGUUCAGUGGUGCAGCCGCUCGGCGACUUCUGGUCGUCGUGCGCGCAGCUCCGAUCGCAGCUGACAUUCCUUCGCAUCAGGUUUCCGCUCGAUGUCGAGGCUGUGCCCGUGGAAGGCGCCCCGUCAUCUCUGCGAGCGAGCGCCAUGAUAAUGCUCCCUUCGGCGAAGUCGAAAGCUUUUGUCUCGUUUAUCUUCGACUGGAACACGUUUUCGCGCUGGCCGCUGUCCAUUCGCGGGCUGAAAUGCGACGUCGAGAUUGCGUACGGCAGCGCUGAGUAAGUCACCCCUGCCUCGCCUAGUUUACUGGUUGCAGCUAACUGUCCUUCCAGCCGCGAAAAGGUCUUGAGCGCAGUUCUGGACCGCCUCUCACAAGCUACGCCUUCUGAAAAUCAUGGAUAUCUAUUGGAUGCCUGUAUUGAAGCCGCGGAGCAAUUCGCGUAACUGCUUCUAGUCUAAGUGUAUUUUAUAAUACCCUUUACGAACGCGAUGCUGGGACUUCCUUCUGCUGCUUGACGAGACCCCGUCCGAUGAAGCCCCAGGCAAUCUGGUUCGCAAUGGUGAUGCUCACACCAAGGUCCUCAGCGAAUGCCCAGACGGCACCGGGGUGCUUCUGGAAGUGACGGCCAACAAAGAUGACGUCGGCCUGGUUCGCGUCGAGGACGGCCUGCGCGGUCUUGCCGUUCGUGAUGCCCCCGACGGUGGUGACAAUGAGGCGAUCGCCGAGCGCAGCCUUGAUCGGGCCAGAGAGGUCCGCGUGGAAGGCCUCCUUGCCCUUCGGCGGGAGCGAUUGCUGCGGGUGGUUGCCUGCGGACGAAACGUCGAGGACGUCGACACCGCGCUGUGCAAAGAGUUCUGCGAGGCGAAUCGAGUCCUGGACCGUCCACGAAGGCUGGUCAGGGAAGACCGUCUCGAGGCGGUCAGUAGCAGAGAUCCUGUUUGCAGCCAGUGAGUUUGCGAAUGGGCACAAUAGCUGGAAGUAGCCUACCGGACAAAAAGAGGCAUAUCUUCUGGGAUCGCGGCGCGGACGGCAUCGACGAUCUCGAGAUGCAACCUCGUGCGGUUCUCGAAACUGCCACCGUACUCGUCUGUGCGGUGGUUGCUCACGGGCGACGCAAACUCGUGUAGCAGGUAGCCGUGCGCGGCGUGGAUCUCAAUAACAUCGAUGCCCGCCCGGACGGAGCGUUUUGCGGCGUCGACGAACGCUUGCUUGAUACGCUGGAUGCCCUCCUUCGUGAGCUCUUUCGGGGACGGGAAGCCUUCGGAGUGCUUGAUAGCGCUCGGGGCGACGACGUCGUUCGGCCAGCCACCCUGAUCCUCGCCCGCGGUCGCGCUGAACGAGAGCCACGGCGCGACAGUCGACGCUUUGCGGCCUGCGUGCGCGAGCUGAAUGGCAAUCUUCUGGUUCUGGGAGUGUGCAAAGGUAAUGAUCUCUUGGAAGGCGGGGAUGUGCUCGUCGGACCAGAUGCCAAGGUCCUCAGGGGUGAUACGGCCCUCUGGGGCCACAGCGCUCGCCUCAAUGAACGUAAGGCCGGGGCCUCGCGAGACGAUGCCGCCAACUGGAAACGGUAGACGCGUUAGUGAUGCAAAGCAGGCCAUGAGCCAACUCCUGCUACUCACGAUGCGCCAUGUGCCACGGUGCGGGCACGCCAUUCUUAGCCGAGUACUGGCACAGAGGAGAAAGCUUUGGCAAUACGAU
Phanerochaete carnosa HHB-10118-sp is the source of this 5633-nucleotide messenger RNA. RefSeq lists its product as uncharacterized. The record is from RefSeq and is a predicted model, not a curated record. Lineage: Eukaryota; Fungi; Basidiomycota; Agaricomycetes; Polyporales; Phanerochaetaceae. The transcript has 5 exons. Gene Ontology annotation, biological process: mitotic sister chromatid biorientation; mitotic spindle assembly checkpoint signaling; protein localization to kinetochore. Bases 131 to 4216 code for a protein of 1361 amino acids.